AUGUGCAUGGACGUGGUCGGCCGAAUGUAUCUGAAAGAGAUCCAUUACCUCGGCAGGAAACUCAAGAGCAGCAAUCCAUUCUACCUGAUAAGAGAAGCAAAAGCACGACGAAGACGUGCCGCGAUGGCAUCGUUGUUGACACAAAUCGCCAGAGGAAUGAUAUUUGCCCAUAGGGACUACAACGAACUGCCGCGAAAGAAAUCUAAGAAGAAGCGGGCAAAGCGACGCGGAAGUCAUCUCUUGCCGAAUGAAAAAUUCAUGUUUGCCCGUCUGCCUCCUGAUCCUCCAUCAGAUUGCCAGGUGGUCAGUACUUCUGCGUAUUCGGUACGAAUUGCGUGGGCGCCAGCAUUUUCAACGGAGUCAGAUCUCACCUACAACAUUCGUUAUCGCCUCAAACAUAACGAGGACGCAAAAGUCCGUGAACUGCGCGGAGUCAAGGGUAACACUGUCGAGAUUAUGAGCGUGGACUCGUGCUCCCUCUAUGAGUUCCGUAUCACCGCUGUCAGCAAAUACGGUGAAAGCAAACCAAUCUACCUGGUACAGUACACAGAGCCACAACUCAGCCCUCAGCAUAUCUUGGCCACCAAGCUUCAUGCGAACGUUAUCGAGUUGACCUGGGAGCCACCGUAUAAGCGAACGCACGACGUGAAGAACUAUAUAGUCUAUUUUACUGAAAAUCCGAAUGCAUCACUAUCGGAAUGGGAGAAGAUCCCAGUCAACGGCAGACGGGUUGUGUUUCCCGACCUCCGAUACGAUUGGUUCUACAUGUUCAGCGCCACAGCGGUUUUCAAGGAUGGCCAACGGUCACCGCUCUCUCGAGCACUGUUCAUCAAAACCGACAAAUUGGAGUUCCAUAAGCAGUGUGUCGGUCAGUCACGAACCAUUGCGGUAAUGGAUUCCAUUUGCGAUCGGAUCGAGGAAAGUGAAACGACCGCUCCUGCUUCAAACGGACUAUGCAUCGUUUGCAGUCUAACACGAGACAAUGCUCAGUGA
Messenger RNA from Cooperia oncophora, 993 nucleotides. The record is from the annotation of a GenBank genome assembly. Lineage: Eukaryota; Metazoa; Nematoda; Chromadorea; Rhabditida; Trichostrongylidae.